AUGAAUCUCUUCAACAAAGGUGCCAGCUUCUUGUUCCUCAUCUUAUUCUUGAUUAUCAUCUUAUCGCUAGAGCAUGCACCCACAACUUCUGCAAGACUCCAAGCAUUAUCUGUGCAAGAAAAAUUCUAUUUCUUUCCAAUCGGCACGAAGGUCCAAAUCUACAACAAUGCAGGGGAGGGUGAAAACGUGACUGUCCAUUGUAAAUCAAAAGACAAUGAUUUAGGGACGAAUGUGCUGCAAGCCGACCAGUCCUUCCAAUGGAAGUUUCUUGUUAACUUCGUCGAAACUACCCUUUUCUUCUACAGCUUUACAUGGAGAAGGAACACAGGCGUUUAUGACACCUAUACAGCGAAGAGAGACUUGAAAAAAAGGUGCCCAACAAAAUGCAUCUGGAAAGUUUUUCAGAAUGGUGUUCAUGGCUUCCGAGAAAGGACUGGAAAGGAAGAUCUCUAUUUCAGGUGGAAUAAAACCUAUGUUUAA
Messenger RNA from Hevea brasiliensis (rubber tree), 480 nucleotides. Its product is annotated as S-protein homolog 6-like. The coding region runs from base 1 to 480 and encodes 159 amino acids. The transcript has a single exon. Lineage: Eukaryota; Viridiplantae; Streptophyta; Magnoliopsida; Malpighiales; Euphorbiaceae. The record is from RefSeq and is a predicted model, not a curated record.